AUGGUGUAUGUGUUCCCAAUCGAGCGUGAGCCCCAGAAGGCUAUCAUCGCCGGCGCAGUCGUUUUCUCACUGCUGCCGACUUCUGCCGUUGUUCUGCGAAUGUGGGCGCGGUCGAGACUCAAGGGCCACACUCUCGAUCUGAGCGACUGGCUCAUCCUCGUGGCAUGUGUUGUCGCGGUCGCGUACCAAUUACUCGCAGUCGCCUGCGCCGUGGUUGGCGGGAUGGGAUACCACACGACCGAGGUCCUUGCGAUGGGAGGGCCGGAUUCCUUCACCCUUCUCAUGAAGCUUGUGACCGUGGUCGUGGUCUUCUGGUCGCUCAGUCUCGGGUUGACGAAACUCUCCAUCCUCGCCUUGUAUGCCAAGAUUUUCUCCGUUCCGAGUUUCGUCCUGAUCAGUCAAGCCUGUGCCGUAUUCGUCGUGAUCUGGGCCAUGAUCCUGUUUAUCGGUGCCUUCACCGUGUGUUCGCCGGUUGAAUACAACUGGGACAAAUUCUCGACCGUGGGAACCUGUGGCGACAUCAGGAUGCUGUGGGCUGUAACCGGAGGGCUCAAUAUCUUCACCGACCUGGUUGUCAUGCUCCUGCCCAUGCCUUAUAUCUACGGCCUGUCGCUACAGCUGUACAAGAAGAUUGGGUUGAUGGUGACUUUUGGGAUCGGGCUUGCAGUCUGCAUCGUAAGCACCGUCCGACUCGCCGAGAUUAUCAAGAUCGACAUGAACGACUUCCCAUAUUCCGGGGGUAUCGCGCUCAUGUUCAGUGCACUGGAACCCUGUUUGCUGCUACGCCAGAGGCAAUACUAA
Messenger RNA from Diaporthe citri, 801 nucleotides. RefSeq lists its product as uncharacterized. The record is from RefSeq and is a predicted model, not a curated record. The transcript is spliced from 4 exons. Lineage: Eukaryota; Fungi; Ascomycota; Sordariomycetes; Diaporthales; Diaporthaceae. The coding region runs from base 1 to 801 and encodes 266 amino acids.